CUCUGAAAAAUGAGACAAGCGUCAUGGCGGUAGAGCACAUGUGCGCCUGUGCAGUCCCUCCCUCAUCAGUGUAGCAGACACACGGAAGCAGCGUGAGCUUUGGUGGUGUUUCUGUCGAGGAAAAUCUAGAGAGGGUUAGAGGAGAGGGUCAAACAAAUGUGACAAAUAAAGUAUCAGUGAUGAUAGAGUUUAUCAAAGGAGAGAGAUCAGAGGCAAGCUGAUUCCUGAUCUCUCAACAAGCCAUGCUGGGUUUUCAGUGAAAUUUGCCUCAUCUCACAGAGUAGCUAAGAUUUUACUCAUUGGUCUUGCCUGGUGCAUCUCAUUUCAACCUCCAUCAUGUCGCUGCUGACUCAUGUACUGGCGUGCCUUUUUGGGAUGGGUUCCUGGGUGGCCAUCAAUGGGAUGUGGGUGGAGCUCCCCUUAGUUGUACCAGAAAUCCCAGAGCAUUGGUACCUGCCCUCCUAUCUCACAGUCCUUAUUCAAAUGGCCAACAUAGGCCCUUUGCUCAUCACCCUGUUGCACCGUUUCUGUCCAGGUACGCUGGACGAAAGACCUGUCAUCUACUUUAUUGUAGGUUUGGGGAUUGUUGUUACAUUCCUGCUAGCUUUUUUCUGGAAGCACACAGUGGCAAUAGCAGGCUCCCUGCACAGUGUGCCCCUGCUGAUUUUAAGUUUUCUGCUAUCUGUGGUAGACUGCACAUCAUCUGUCACAUUCCUGCCUUUCAUGAUGCGCCUACGUCCACAAUAUCUCACUACGUACUUUAUAGGUGAAGGCCUCAGUGGUCUGGUACCUGCACUAGUGGCUUUGAUUCAGGGUGUUGGUAUAGUCCAUUGUCAAAAUGUCACCUUGUCUGGAAACUCUUCAGCUGAUAAUUUUAGUACGUUGGGCAGUGAUGAACUACAAGCUGUCUAUGAGCCAGCCAAAUUCUCUGUCCGGGUUUUCUUUGUCUUCCUCAGUGCCAUGAUGGUUGUGUGCCUGUUGGCCUUUAUCCUUCUCAACCACUACCCAGCUGUGGCUAGGGAGAGAAAAAGUGACCAGUACUUUAGUAGGGAUCUGGAAAAUGAGAAGAGAGAGCAAGGCUUUUCUCUUCAUGCUCAGUCACCAGAGCAGAAGCCAAUGCUCAACACCCUGGACUCUGUCCAGAAGGAACCCAGAAGUUCAUUUGGAAAGGGAACUUACAGCAACUUAGAAGUGGUGUUCAUCUUUGUUAUGUUGGCUUGGGUCAAUGCUCUGACCAAUGCAGUGCUCCCCUCAAUUCAGUCUUACUCCUGUCUGCCUUAUGGAAACACAGCCUACCAUCUGGCUGCCACCAUGGCUGCUGUUGCUAACCCUUUCGCCUGCUUCAUUGCCAUGUUUAUGUCAAUAAGGUCUCUUGCUUUUAUGAGUCUUUUGACCAUUGUUGGUACUGGUUUUGGAGCCUACAUCAUGGCCAUGGCUGCUCUGAGCCCCUGUCCAUUGCUGGUGAACACUACCUCUGGAACUUUUAUAAUAGUGCUGACCUGGAUCCUGUUUGUUCUGUUGCUGUCUUAUGUGAAGGUUAUCAUCGGUGUGAUUCUGAGAGAUGAAGGUCACAGCGCUCUUGUGUGGUGUGGUGCUGUGGUGCAGCUGGGCUCAAUGCUUGGUGCUGUAUCCAUGUUUCCGCUAGUCAGUGUCUAUGGACUUUUCAAGUCAGGUGAUGCUUGCAACACCAAGUGUCCAUUGUAGACAACAUAUUGUACAUGUUGAAGUGCAACACUGAUGUACAAAAUUUAGAAUAAAUUGCACUUAUUUUUGUUACAAAGAACUCAAUACAGCAAUCAGCUUACAUUCCAACGUGUUGAGGAUGAAUGAAGGACACUCCUCAUUUGUGGCAUUUGGUUUGUUUUUAUUUAUUGACUAUGGAGUAAGAAGCUACAAUCAAGCAAUCAAUAAAUAUAUACAUUCAGCAAAUAUGUUAAUUUCUUCAGAUUACAAAAGAUUUAACCUGAAAGUACUUUAUGAACAUGUUACAAUUUCUUGCACAGCUGAAAAACACAUUACUUGAAAUUUCAGGAUGCCGUAAAUGUAAAUUGAUCAACACUUCUGGCUUGAAAAUGUGCCUUGAUUUUGAACAAUAAAAACAUCCACUUCGUCUUUGUUAUGGGUAGACCUGUUUUAACUUGCUUUGUUUAUGUUACUGGAACUUUUCUAAAUUAAAUGUUAUUUUGGUUGAUUCUG
Messenger RNA from Austrofundulus limnaeus, 2196 nucleotides. RefSeq names its product solute carrier family 52 member 3-2b (gene slc52a3-2b). Gene Ontology annotation, biological process: riboflavin transport. Lineage: Eukaryota; Metazoa; Chordata; Actinopteri; Cyprinodontiformes; Rivulidae. The record is from RefSeq and is a predicted model, not a curated record. Gene Ontology annotation, cellular component: plasma membrane. The transcript has 5 exons. Bases 337 to 1704 code for a protein of 455 amino acids. Gene Ontology annotation, molecular function: riboflavin transmembrane transporter activity.